Messenger RNA from Venturia canescens, 5325 nucleotides. It is a transcript of the gene NSD, whose product is annotated as Nuclear receptor binding SET domain protein. Gene Ontology annotation, molecular function: histone methyltransferase activity; protein binding. The transcript is spliced from 12 exons. Gene Ontology annotation, cellular component: nucleus. The record is from RefSeq and is a predicted model, not a curated record. Lineage: Eukaryota; Metazoa; Arthropoda; Insecta; Hymenoptera; Ichneumonidae. Bases 1 to 4473 code for a protein of 1490 amino acids.
AUGAGCCCCUCCGUCGUUAGGAAUAACGAAAGUCCCAGGAAAAAGUUUUCCAAAACCGAACCCGAUGGAACUUUACUCGAUCUUGAUAACGAGAACAUCUCCAAGGAUCACACGGACAACACUGAUAAUUCUACACAUACCGGCCGCCCCGGCAGACCUCGGAAAAAUAAAUCACACAAAAAACCCGAUGCUGAUACCACACAGUCUCCGAAAAUGUUCAAACUACAAAAAUCCAACGAAAGAUCACCAAUCGCAGCGGAUAAAACUAAUGGAGCAAUAAAGAAAGAAAGUCCAACGACAAAGCAAGAACCCAUUUCGGAUUCACAGCACCCAUCUAUCGAUGAAACACUUGCAAAUGAUAAAACAUUGUUGGAAAAAAAAAAUACGAUUGACUGUCGUUUUUCUGUGGGUCAAUUGGCAUGGGCUCAGGUUAGCAGUUAUCCGUUUUGGCCCUGUGUAGUGACGAUUGAUGGAACAAUAAAAUCACACCUUAAACAAAGAGCGUUUGGAAAAUCCACAUUAGCCACUUUUGUGCACGUUCAGUACUUUGGGGACAGUUGUCGACACGGUUGGGUCUAUGAAAUGUCGAUGUUACCAUUCACCGGCAUCGCUGAUUUCCUCAAACUCGCAGAAGACGCGAAAUAUCAAGUAAAGAAACGACAUAGAAACAUUAUUUCCCUCUAUACAGCCAAAAAAACGAUGAAAAGAAAAUGGGACACCGCGAUCGAGGAAGCGACUGAAGUACUGCCAAUGACGAACGAGGAAAGAGCCGAACUCUUCAUGCCAAGGGAGGAGGUCAAAUCGAAGUAUGAAGAAUUACUGGAAUUGGCAACCAGGGGAAGGGGUUAUAAGAGGGAACGCUGGAGCGAUUCGAACAACCCGAAUCCGAAACGUGUUAAACAGGAAGACGUAAGCGACAAAGGAGAGACGGAAACAUCAAAGAAAAAAUCCCACAAAGGACAAUCGGAAGAUGAUGAAAAAAGUAGCACUAAUUUGAACGCGGAAACUCCACCGACGCCGCCAUCCAGCCACAAGGAUUCGAGCGAUGAGUGUACGAUAAUAAAAAAGGAUAAAGUGAAAAAACGUAAGAAAGAUUUAGACGGUGAUUUUGAAUUCUAUUACGAGCGUAAUCGUGACAUGAUAGAGGACGCGCAGCCAGACGCAACGGAGGAUGAAAUUCGAACGUACCUCGAAAAAACUUGGGCGAAUAUGAGUUUAACACUCAGAAGUAAAUAUCGAUCGAGAAUAAAGCCAGCAAAUGGUGAACCAACGAAAGAAGAUUCGAUCGAUCAGGAAGAUGUUUCCUCGAUCGAGUCAGAUUCUAGAUAUAACGCGAAUUCGAAAUCAGCGAAAAAGAAAAAAUCUACGGAUGCCGUACAAGCGAAAGAGCCGUCGACUGACCAAGAAGACGAAUCUUCAGUCGAAUCUGACUCUAGAUACAAUAAAAAAUCAAAGUCUACCAGAAAGAAAAAAUCAAAGAACAGUGUGAGAACGAAGGAAAGUUCAACCGACCAGGAAGAAGAAUCCUCGGUAGAUUUGGAACCGAAAUAUCACAAAAAACCAAAGUCCAAUGAGUCAGAAAAGGAGGAAUCGCGUGUUAAUGAGACUGUCAAAAGACGUCGACCUUAUAAUUUAUUUCGUGGAACGAAACAAGAGAGAGUUUGUCAAAUAUGUGAAAAAACAGGUGACCUCACCAGGUGCAAGGGACCCUGUUAUUCUUAUUUCCAUUUGUCUUGCGUAAAACCUGGUGAAUCCAGCUCCGAAUGCAGUAUGGAUGAGGAUACGAUGGAAAAUGGACUUUUUAGCGAUUUGAAAGAAACCAAAAAGAGCUUGAUUGGUGAAGAGGACGCUAAAAGCGACGAAGUAUUGGAAGACGAAACUUUCAAAUGUAUCGACUGUCUAUCGGGUGUCGCGCCCGCUUGUUUCAUCUGUAACGAGCGAGAAGAUGACAGAUUACGAUGUUCAGUGGCUGCUUGUGGAAAACAUUAUCACAGAGUAUGCUUGAAAACUUGGCCACAGGCGCACUGGCGAGGCGGCGGCCGAUUGACCUGUCCCUACCAUAUGUGUCACACUUGCAAUUCUGACAAUCCACAAAACGGUAUAUCUUGGUCGCUAAACGAAAAACUUGUUCGUUGUGUCCGAUGUCCUUCGGCUUAUCAUCCUGCAACAUCGUGCUUACCUGCUGGAACGGAAAUUCUUACCGGGAGCCAAAUCGUUUGUCCGAAACACUAUAUAGCUCCUGGUCCACCGAUCAAUGCAACUUGGUGUUUUCUGUGCACCACAGGCGGAAGUCUUAUUUGUUGCGAUACAUGUCCGACUUCAUUUCAUCCAGAAUGUCUUGGUAUCGAUGCACCCGAUGGCGCAUUUAUAUGCGAAGAUUGUGAGACUGGCCGAAUGCCAUUGUAUGGGGAAGUGGUAUGGGUAAAACUCGGCUUAUAUCGCUGGUGGCCAUCCAGAGUAUGUUUCCCUCAUGAAAUACCUAGUAAUUUAGAAGCAAUUCAGCAUCAUCCUGGCGAGUUUUGCGUAAUGUUUCUAGGAACGAACAAUUAUUACUGGGUCCACAGGGGUCGUGCUUUUCUUUAUCAGGACGGAGAUGCGAGCGCUAAAGUUUCUAAAGCUAAAAAAAACGUUGAUGAUGCUUACCAAAAGGCCCUGGAGGAGGCAAAUGAGAUUCAUGAGCGUUUAAAAACUGAACGCGCCGCUGCAAAAGGAACGGAAUUGCGAUUUUUGAGACCGCCACCUUACGUCAAAUUGAAAAUCAACAAACCUGUAGGAAAUGUAAAACCCGCUGAAGUAGAAAGCAUCGGCGCUUGCGAUUGUGAUCCAAAGUGGGACCAUCCGUGUGCCCCGGAUUCGGAUUGCCUCAAUCGUAUACUAUCGGUCGAAUGCAGUCCGGCAAUAUGUCCUGCUGGGCCGAAGUGCAAUAAUCAGGCAUUUGUACGCCGAGAAUAUCCAGCCAUGGAACCUUUUCAUACGGUCGGCCGAGGCUGGGGUCUCCGGACACUUGAACCUAUAAAGGAAGGUAAAUUCGUCGUGGAAUACGUCGGGGAAGUUAUCGACGAGGCCGAGUACAAGAGAAGACUUCAUCAUAAAAAGGAGCUUAAAAAUGAAAACUUUUAUUUCUUAACGAUCGAUCAAUCGAGAAUGAUCGAUGCUGAGCCCAAAGGAAAUCUCAGUCGAUUUAUGAAUCAUUCUUGCAUGCCGAAUUGCGAGACCCAAAAAUGGACUGUAAACGGUGACACGAGGAUCGGGCUUUUUGCAUUGCGUGACAUUGAAGUCGGGGAAGAGUUGACAUUCAAUUAUAAUUUAGCAUGUGACGGUGAAACCCGGAAACCGUGUUUGUGCGGUGCGCCAAAUUGCAGCGGCUUCAUAGGGUUGAAGGCUCAAAAGCAAAAAGUCGAGGAGGAGAAAAAGACAUCGAAGAGUGACGGUGGAAACGAGAAAUUGAACAAGUUAGAUAAAUCAUCGAAGAGUGAAAAAUUAGAAAAAGGUUCAAAAUCGGAAAAAGUCGAUAGAAGUUUGAAACACGAGAAAAUUGAUAAAACUCCAAAGUCUGAGAGAGUUGACAGAAUUUCUAGGUCUGACAGAACACCGAAGUUUGAAAAAAUCGAUCGAACUCCAAGGUCUGAGCGUCUCGAUAAAACUCCCAGGUCUGAAAGGAUUGAAAGAACCCCAAGAUCUGAGAGAAGUGAAAAAACUCUUAGAUCAGAAAAGGGCGGGAGGCUUGCAAGAAAUGAGAGAAGCCCGUCGAAGAAAUCCUUGAUGAAGAUUCCUGAAUGUUGGAGCUGUGGUGAAAUUUUGGCCAAAACCGACGAUUACGUAGAGUGCAAUCGAAGAACCUGUUUCAAGAGAUAUCACAGAAGUUGCGUUACCCUGGAGAAGGAGGAUUCCCAGUUCAAUUGUCCGUGGCAUCGUUGUAAAGAAUGCGGACGAAGGACAGGGGCUCAUUGUACGUUUUGUAGUGCAGCAUAUUGCCAAGGUCACCUGGACGGUAAUUUAGUAGAGAACAGAGACAAGAUUGGUUACGUUUGCAAAAUUCACGAGGGCAUGGAAUCCCGUAAAUCAUUUAUCGACGAGGAAGGAAAAGAAGAAACGGACAACGAAGCGGAAACCGACAAAGAACUCUCUUCGUUGAGUUCGGAUAGUUUGAUAUGUAACGAAAAGUCAACGUUAUCACGCGAAACGUCGCCACGAGUAGCGAUCGUCGAGGUUCAAUUCAGCAGCGAGGAGGGCGAAGAAUCACAGAAGGAAGAUGAUUCGUUCAUAUUCAACGAGAAUUCCAACAAUUCGGCUAGUCCAAAAAAAAAACGUUUACGCGUUGCGCAAAUGAACAAAAUCGAAAGAUCGUCUGCUAAGCGUAACAAACGCCACAAGGAGAGUAUUAAAACGCUCAGGUCGUUGACACCGAGUCAAUUGGAAUCGAUCAUUGGUGGUAGUUUGACCAUCGAGCCUGAUGAUGUUCAUGAACAAUAAUGAAAAUUAAACGAAAAAAAAACAAACAAACAUUACCAGAUAUUUUAGUUCCGGUUAUUGAACAAUUUGAUUGUACAUCUUUUAAUUAGUUAAACGCAUCGUAGAAGACAUUUUUUAUCAUGAAUUUUAGGUUUUUUUUCUUUUCGCGUUUGUGAACGAUACGAUGCAAUUAUUAGAACGACGAUCACGCUGCAGUGAGAUAGCGAGAACAGAAACGUUGGAAGUAUAUGAUAAAAAACUGACCAAAAUAUAGAAGAAAUUGUAAGUCGAUGAACAUACACUGACAUAUUGUUGUCAAUGCGAGAGAGACUAAUUUUGGCAACGCGGAUAUUGUCGCUAUAACGUAUUCUUUAUAAGAAAAGUAUGCCGAACAAAGGAAUCGUGUAUUAAAUUGUAAAAAAGGUUCAUUUAUAGAUGAACGCAAUUAGGCAAACAGAAAAAAAUAAAUAUAUCGAUGUUAUUUGGAACUACAUUUCUAUGUUAACCCAACGAUGUCACUCCAUCAUUAUUAUCAAUGAUGUGAGGCGAGAGAAAUACAACAAAAUCUUAUUCAAUAUGCUGAAUAUCAAACGACUCCACUCAAAGCUAAACGACAAAAUCAUUUUUUAUUUCGUACUCAUAAGUUUUAACGAGCAAACUUAAUAAUUGUAUAAAUCGAUGAAAAUUUAAUGGUGAGAAGGUUAAUUUGACCGUGACAAAAAGUGUUUGUUAUCGAAAAAUAGGCUUGCUUUAUUUAUAAUGACCGAUUUAGUUCUGGACUUUGACGAAUAAUUCGUCAAAUUUUGUUUAAGGCUCAUUGAUAUUGGGAUAUUUCAUUUCCAACGAUGAAAUAAAUACAGCGUUGUAAUAGUG